CGGCUCAGGCGAGGGAAGGAAACCUACGAGUCUCUCGACAUUCGCCAUCUCCCACUUACCCUCCAGCCAUGUUUGCAUGUCGACUUGUUACGAUUUAUGUGGGCCUGCUCCUUGUUUUCCUUUGGAAUAUACCAUGUUUUCAAUCUGCUGCUAUUAUAUCUCCCUCUACCCCGAAGAGGAGUCGGGGAGCCAAGCUCCCUCAUCAGGGCGGACAAAGGUCAAGCAAACUCCUAAAAGACAUCUUCGCCUCUUCCCAUCAGAUGACGAGCCCGCGCAAAGACGAGCCUAAGGAUGAUGUGGUGCCGCAUGAGUACAUGCUCUCCAUUUACAGGACGUACUCUGCAGCGGAGAAACUCGGACUUAACGCCAGCUUUUUCCGCUCCUCUAAAUCUGCCAACACCAUAACAAGUUUCGUGGACAGAGGAACAGAUGAUCUUUUGCACCCUCCUCUGCAAAGACAAAAGUAUCUGUUUGAUGUCUCAACCCUUUCAGACAAAGAGGAGCUGGUUGGGGCGGAAUUAAGGAUAUUUAGGAGAGCGUUGGGAGACUUACAGACGACAGGGCUCUACCACAUCCAACUUUACCCUUGCAGCUCUGAUAGGCUGCUGGACUCCAGACUGCUGGACCCUUUGGACGCUGCCAAGUCCAGAUGGGAGGUUCUGGACGUGUGGGAGAUGUUUAAAUCUCAUCAACAACAUCAGCAGCGGAAUCCCCAGCAUUCCCACCAUCAUCGUCAUCAUCAUGAAAAUCAAGGGAUGCAGCUAUGCUUCCAGCUCAGAGUCACUCUCGGUAAUUCUGACACCGAACUGGACCUUAAGGCGCUGGGCCUGGGCAGGAGUGGGCGGUCCCAGCAGGAGAAAGCUAUUUUGGUGGCCUAUACCCGCUCCAAGAAAAGGGAGAAUCUCUUCAACGAGAUGAAGGAGAAGAUCAAGUCACGAAGGUCUAGCAGGGAGAUAGAGGUGGUGAGAGCUUCAGAGGAGGAGGAGGCGGAGGAGGAAGGCCUCCCCCACAGGGGGGUCAAAGGGGAGGGGCCCAGGAGGCGGAGGAGGACAGCCCUGAGCAACCGCCAUGGGAAAAGACACGGGAAAAAAUCCAAAUCCAGGUGCAGCAAAAAGGCCUUGCACGUGAAUUUUAAAGAGCUGGGUUGGGAUGACUGGAUCAUCGCGCCCUUGGACUACGAGGCGUACCACUGCGAAGGGGUGUGUGACUUCCCACUCCGAUCUCACUUGGAACCCACCAACCAUGCCAUCAUACAGACGCUCAUGAACUCCAUGGACCCCAACAGCACCCCUCCCAGUUGCUGCGUCCCCACCAAACUGAGUCCAAUCAGUAUCCUGUACAUAGACUCAGGCAACAAUGUGGUGUACAAACAGUACGAGGACAUGGUGGUGGAGCAGUGUGGGUGCAGGUAGCGGACAUUUAGCAGAAAAUGAAACCUUCGGAAAGACAACAAAAUCCACGAUGGUGGAGGAGUCCUUACAGGAUACCUCGACUCAUGCCAUCCACAUGGGACGCUAGAUGCGAUUAUUUGCUAUUUAUUCCAACUCACCGCUUUCAAAAAUGCACUCUCUCUGCCUUAAAGUGUUAUUUCCCAACCAUGCAAAAGUUACAGGUCAUCAAACAGGCCCUUGUUUCCCAGAGAUGUGUUCAUUGUGUUAUGGAAUUCCAUUGGGUUCCACUGUGCACCUGUUCGUGCUGUGGCUAUAGAGCAUAGAGGCUUUUUGCCUGUCAGCGUUUGGACUUGCAAGCUCUUGUUGUGCAAUCUUGUCUGUAGGACGGACUCUUUUGGGUCUGUGCAUCCAGCUCAUAAUUGCCUCUGUCCAACUGGAGUCAUUAAAGGCCUGUGCAACUUUUGCAAAAAAGAAAAAAAAAAAGGAAAAAAAUGAACAAAAACAAGAAGAAUUGAGAGGGGAGAAUGACACACGCACACACAUAGUCAGAGAAGAGGAGACCAUGCCUUCAAGAGAUUUUUGCCUGACUGCAAACCAGUCAGGAGGCGCUGUGUAAGGGGUCACCGUGUGCUUUUCGGACAAAGCAGGACAAAAAUGGACUUGUCGGCCCUCUGUUUUUGAAGAAAGAUGUUUUUAAAAGCACACAAGUGAGGUGAACUUUAUUUUGCUCAAAAGUCUGCAUCUUUACGAAAUGCACUUCCGCAGCUUACUGCGCUAAGGAGAUGCAGUCAGUUUGUCUGCUCUGAUGAGGAAAAUGUAAAACAAGAGACUCGCAAAUGAAGCGAUAUUUAAAUGCACAUUAGCUUUGAAUGCACUGCUGUUCAUUUUUUUUUUUUUGAGCUGUAAAUAUUUUGUAUAGUCGAUAACUUUACAAAGUGCUCCCAAUGAAGAAAUGAGAGAACUGCAUUUCUUUGUAAAUAUACAAAAUGCACUCAAAUCGGUAUAAUUUUUAUUCUAUAAUUAUUUUAUUAUUUGUGAUGUACAGAGUUUCAUGAUAAUCAUAUAUUUCUUACAAUGACAAGAGUAAUUUAUGGCGUAGUCCAUUUUUUUUUUUUUUUUUCAGUGGGUGGAAAAUACCGUUGUUAAGUGUCUACCUCAUCAUUGCGUAUUGGACCUGAGUUUUGAGGUGCAUUCAGUGUA
Messenger RNA from Corythoichthys intestinalis (scribbled pipefish), 2591 nucleotides. It is a transcript of the gene gdf6a, whose product is annotated as growth differentiation factor 6a. Gene Ontology annotation, biological process: BMP signaling pathway. The coding region runs from base 69 to 1412 and encodes 447 amino acids. Lineage: Eukaryota; Metazoa; Chordata; Actinopteri; Syngnathiformes; Syngnathidae. The record is from RefSeq and is a predicted model, not a curated record. The transcript has 2 exons. Gene Ontology annotation, molecular function: growth factor activity; cytokine activity. Gene Ontology annotation, cellular component: extracellular region.